This is a messenger RNA of Etheostoma spectabile (orangethroat darter), 2112 nucleotides long. It is a transcript of the gene c11h2orf69, whose product is annotated as chromosome 11 C2orf69 homolog. The coding region runs from base 420 to 1385 and encodes 321 amino acids. Gene Ontology annotation, cellular component: mitochondrion. Lineage: Eukaryota; Metazoa; Chordata; Actinopteri; Perciformes; Percidae. The record is from RefSeq and is a predicted model, not a curated record. The transcript is spliced from 3 exons.
ACCAUCUCACUCGCCACACUCUCUAGGGUCAGAGGUCAGGAAUGCUUUAGGUUUCCUGACAGUAGCCAUGGUAGCAUGAUGAACAGCGCCCCUUCGUGGUAAAAAAAGACCCAAAGCAUAGCUGUCAGAAUACAAAUAAAUAUAAAUAUGAGUUUAUUCUGAAACUGCUACAAUGAGAGUCUGACGACGGAUUUAGCACCGCGUGCAACGAUGAGUAUUUCGGCUUUAGCGCCAUGUUUGGUCGUUAGCUGCAGGUGAUGUGAUGCUAGCUCAUAGCUAGCUAUGCUAUGCUAGGUGACAACAGCAGCAGCAUGGAGUGACUGCGUUGAGACAGAAAACGUCAAAUCCUAAUCCUCUUCUAGAGUCCAGUCCAUGCACGGCGCUCGUGCGCAACGUCUUUAAUAUCUGCGGCCACCACGAUGGCCUCCGUGGCGGAGACCACGUCCUCUGGACCUCCUCCGGGGCUGCACGCACCGGCCGGCCGAGAUGCACGCUCCAGGAGCCCGCGGCAGAGGCUCCAGAAGCUGCUCGCGGUGCCCGGAUGCGACCCGAGCCGAGUCAACGACCUGCUGCUCCUCCGGCCUGACGCGGGCGGUCCCACCGCUGCAGACCCGGAGCAGGAGGAGAGCGGCCACGCGCAUGUGGUGUUUUUCCACGGGGACAUUCAGAACUUUGAGGAGGAGAUGGCCCUGCAGCUCGAAGGGGCCCAGUGGCUCCCCUGGAGUCUGGAGCAGGUGGCCCUGGUCCUGGGCCGACGCUUCCCCCACCAACACGUCUGGGUGGUCCGGGCCUCCCGCAUGUACCUCCACAAGUUCAGCUGCUACCAGAACUUUGUGGAGAGCAACAUGUUCGGGGCCCCGGAGCACUCGCCCUACACACCUGACACCGGGGUGUUUCACCAACUCAGGGCCCUGCUGAGCCACGGCAUGGAGCGAGCCAACUUACCAAACCCCCUUCAGCCACAAGGAGGCGCUGACAGCAUCCCCCCAGGGUUCUCCCUGACCCUGGUGGGCUUCAGCAAAGGCUGCGUGGUCCUGAACCAGAUGGCGUACGAGCUGGCGGGGGCUCGCGCAGACCUGCACAUGUCCCCCUUCGUCAGUCGCAUCUCGGACAUUUACUGGCUGGAUGGGGGGCACCCGGGGGGGAGCGAGACCUGGGUGACCAACAAAGGGGUGUUAAAGGAACUCGCUUCCUGGGGGGUGUCGAUCCACGCCCACGUGACCCCCUACGAGGUGCGGGACCCGAUGCGGGCCUGGGUGGGCCGUGAGCACGGGCACUUCAUCAAGACCCUGGAGGAGUUCGGGGCCCGUCCGAGAAAGAAGCUGCACUUCGAGGACGAGCCCCCAUCCAUCAAAAACCACUUCAGGGUCAUUCAGGAGUUCUGAGUCAUUCGCUGGUCUUACGUCAUGUUUUUAACGGUUUAAGGGCUCAGAGUCUAGAGCACGUACCAGAUGCUGGGGGGUUGCACGUCCUGCUGCUAAAUGCACUUGUCCUGAGUUUGAUUACCCAGAAGCCUUUGCCCUGCCCCCCUGCUGCAGGUAGGUCCUUCAUUCCCCAGGCUUAAUGUAAACCUUUUACAUUUGAUUCUGGCUCAAGCUCCGAGCUGCUUCCGACUUAGAAACAUGGAUUAUGUGUGUUGUUUACUCGGCUUUGGGCUUAUGAGGAGAAUUUUCCUAAUUCCAGUUGCGUUUGAUUAAGUUAAACACGGUGAAUUGUUUUAAUUUCUGCAUUAUUUAUAAAUGAACUUAAAGGUAAAAUCUUGAACAUCGCAGGUGUGUUUUUGGGAUCUCACUUUCACUCGUUUCAUUGGCUGUAGACGUCGCUCUUUUCUUUCUUUCGUUUGGUCAAAGUAACCGUGUACUUGUGAUUUUACCCAGUUUGUAAUUUAUUUUUAACCCUGGUGUCGUCAUCGGGUCAAAUUGACCCGUUUCAAAGUGUUCCUUAUCAGAAAUAUGGAUUUCUUUCAACCGAAUUGCCCAAAAAUAACAUGGAUGAUUCCACACAACAUUACUUUCAUUGAAUGUUUUGGGUGUUUUAUUUAAUCUUAUAGCAUUUCAAUUAUUUUGUUUACUGGUUUCCAAACAGUAUCCGGACUAAACUUUGACAUCUACC